CACGUGUUUUUGAUUACUUUAAUCGUCUUCGCGUUAGGCGAAGUAUAUGUAGUAUGCAAUGUUUUUGAUUGUACAUAAUGUGUGUAACGAGAAUCGAUGUUUUCUUGAAUACCCGACGCUAUGGCGCGUAUCAAUGAAUGUUGUGUAAAUAAUAAAUGAGAACAAAUUGAGUAAUUGUAUAAAUAAUAAAGAUUAUAAAACAUGGCGGUUGUAAUAGAAACUACAGUAGGAGACUUUACUGUUGAUUUGUACACAGACGAACGUCCGCAAACAUGUCGAAAUUUUCUAAAAUUAUGCAAAUUAAAGUAUUACAACUGGAACUUGUUCCAUUCUGUCCAGGGCAAUUUUAUUGCCCAAACUGGAGACCCUACUGGCACUGGGAAAGGGGGAGAAAGUGUCUAUGGGAUUAUAUUAGGCGAAAAGGCACGAUAUUACGAGGCAGAACAAAUGCCAAAGAUAAAACACGACAGAAGCGGUCUAUUGUCUAUGGUCAAUUGCGGCAAUAAUAUGCUCGGAUCUCAAUUCUUUGUUACCCUUGCACCCGAGCUCCAAUCCUUAGACGGAGAACAUUGUGUGUUCGGUGAAAUUACAGAGGGUUUAGAGAUUAUUUUUAAAUUCAAUGAAACAAUAUGCGACGGAGACCACAGACCAUACCAAGAUAUACGUAUUUCUCAUACUGUUAUUUUGGAAGAUCCUUUCGAAGAUCCCAAAGAUUUUGUUGUUCCUGAUAAGAGUCCACCACCUACAAAAGAAUGUUUAAUGAGCGACAGAAUUGGAGCGGAUGAAGUAAUAGACGAUACGGCUGGUAUGACCGUCGAAGAAAUCACAGAGAUGCAAAAAGAGAAGGAGGCCAAGGCGAGAGCUACUAUUUUGGAAAUUGUUGGUGACAUUCCAGAUGCAGAGAUGGCUCCUCCUGAAAAUGUUCUCUUUGUUUGUAAAUUGAAUCCCGUCACGAACGAUGACGAUCUUGAAAUUAUUUUCAGCAGAUUUGGGAAAAUUGUUGGUUGCGAAGUUAUUAGAGAUCGACAAACCGGAGAUUCUCUGCAAUACGCGUUUAUUGAGUUUGCAGAGCGCAAAAGCUGCGAGGAAGCUUAUUUUAAGAUGGACAACGUGUUGAUCGACGAUCGCCGCAUACAUGUAGACUUCUCGCAGUCAGUAGCCAAAAUGAGAUGGAGGGGCAAAGGCAAAGGAAUACAAUACUUUGACGAGAAAAAUGACGAACUGGACAAUGGAAACCGAAAGAAAGUGAGUUCGAGAAACAGAAAGAGAGAUGAAACCGACGACGAGAUGGGAGAUCGUAGGCAAAAUGAGACCAAAUACCAGGAGGAUGUAACGGAUCACAGGAAACACGAACGCAGGAAAGAGUCGAACAAGGAAGACUCGGAGUACUCGCGAAAUGGUGCAAAGUACGCGGAGAAAGAAAAAUACAGAGUAGGGAAAUAUCGCGAUGAUUCGCGCGAAAGGAACGAUCAUGACGUCAAACGAAAAAAAGCAAGGAAACACAGGAGCAAGGACAGAAGCAGAGGUCGAAGUCGAGACAGAAGCAAGGAUAGAGAUCGAAGCAAAAAGGACGUUCAUAAAGAACAUAGGCACAAUAAAAAAUACGAUGGCGAGAAAAAAAGAAAGGAUAGGGACAGUUCUAGUUCCGACAGCGACGGUUCGAGGCACGGAAAACACGAAGAAAAACAUUUGAAUUACAAAAAGAAGCGUAACAGAGAUCGUUCCGCAGAGAGGUACAGAAAAUCGGAAAAGUACAAGCAGAAAAGAAAAUAAUGUAAAUAACAUAAUAUUCACCUAUCAUUCGAAUUCUCAUUGAUGCUAAUUUAGUCGUGCACACGUACAUAUUAAAAAAAAAAAAAUAAUCGAACGAUCGAUGAACCACCACUG
This is a messenger RNA of Colletes gigas, 1887 nucleotides long. Its product is annotated as peptidyl-prolyl cis-trans isomerase sig-7. NCBI's taxonomy places the organism in Eukaryota, Metazoa, Arthropoda, Insecta, Hymenoptera, Colletidae. Gene Ontology annotation, cellular component: nucleus. The transcript has 4 exons. Gene Ontology annotation, biological process: protein peptidyl-prolyl isomerization. Gene Ontology annotation, molecular function: RNA binding; peptidyl-prolyl cis-trans isomerase activity. The coding region runs from base 202 to 1773 and encodes 523 amino acids. The record is from RefSeq and is a predicted model, not a curated record.